AUGAGCCGCGGAGCACCGAUACCACAACAUGCCCCCACCGACUCUCUCUCCCUGAUGCAGCUGAGGCGCAUCGUGGCCGGAGUCAACUCUGCCGAGCCUGCGGCAUACGAUUUUGUCUACACAGACAUGGGUCCGCAUGCCGAAGAGAUAGACGAGUGGUUCGUGUACCAGUUUUGGCAGUGGGUGCGUCUUAACGCGGCUCAGAAGGCCUUUGAGUGGCACUGGAGUCAGAAGUCGGGCGGCAAGCUUGGCUGGGACGAUGCAGACCACGACACAAGAGCAAAAUUUAUACAGGCUGCCAUUGCGGGUGUGCAGUCAAACGAUGCGGCGUUGAGAGCAACCUCGAUUGGCAAGAUUAUGUACCUGGUCCUGGGUAGAUGGGGAGAUACGGCCAUGCCGCACGCGACGGAUGAGACGAGUCGAUCUAUUGCAAGCAUCUCGCAGCUGCAAGCAAUAAAGGCGGGAGUCACAUGUUUGACGUCGCUGGAUGGCCUCUCGGUCGUUUGGGGAGCGCUGAGGAACGUCUUUGAGAUUCACUGGUCUGGCGAUAUUCAACAGGCAAGCGCUCAAGAUGCUCAGGACGAGUUGAUGAAUCUCUUGACAAUCAUGUACAUUGCUGUUCAAGAGACAUUAAAUGAUCCUGAAGAAAUGUCUCCUACUUACGGAAAAUUGCUUGAACUGAACCCCUCACUGGUUGACUUUCUGAUGCUGGCGAUUUCCAAACUCAGAUGGGACGAGCAAAAUACAAUGCCCCAUACUCAGUCGAUUCUCCUUGUAUUUGGUGGUACUGAUGACCUUGACCGGAUCAAGGAGGCCACCAGCGAGUUAGCUGGAGACAAGAACAAAGACACCAUCACAGCAAACCCCCUAGACUACCACGUCUUUCGCCAGGAAAUCACGUCGAAAUAUCCUGCCUAUGUUCCACCACAGCCAUUAAUACCUCUAGAGGCUGAUAACCCGUCGCUUCUACCACCUCUGCCUAAUAUAAUGACCCGAAAUGGUUCCAAUGGAAUCAUCACACAGCCGACUAACAUGCAGAUGGGAGGAGCAUCUAUCCUCAAUCAGCCGGUGCACAUUGCCACCCCGGCUCCAUCGCCUCCGCCGUCCCCGGGCGUUAGUGGAAAGGGAGGCAAGAAACAAAACUACCAAACCAACCAAAACUUUCCCUUCAUGUAUCCUCCUCUUGAUGCCACCAGUAAUAGUGCUGGCGGGAAGGGUGGCGCUGGAUAUGGCAACCCUCUGGUCUCUAGGAAAUGGGAGGGGAGCGAUAUUCCCGCAUCGAUCCUCGAAGCAGGGCAGCUGUUCUCGUCACGCGUUCGGAUGACCCGAGCGACCCGUCAACUCUGGGAAGAGCGAGAGCGAUUUCUCAAGUUUGAACGCGGCUGGGAGACGGAUGAUGACGGAGAUGAUGAUGAAAACGAUGACAUUGAGGACCUUGAUCUUAGCGAGCUCACGCUGGAGGAAAAGGAAGUCUUGCGCGAACUGAGAGUAGAAGAUAAUAAGGAGAAGAAAAAGAAGGAACGAUCAUGUCCAGGUCCUGAGGUUGACUUGGGACCUUGCCCGGAGAAGCUGAGCGAGCGAGACAAACAACGGCUCCUUGCGGUGGAACGAUUCUAUGCCAACGCCUUGCCUCAUCUUCAGUCUAUUGUGAUCGUUUUGCUUCGUCCAAUUCUUGUUAAUGUCACGGCUAUUGUGACCCAGCAGCAAAAUCAGAUGGCAGGCAUGACCAGUAGGGCAAACAACCCUGGCAUGAACGGCGGCCCUGGAUCACAGAGGGGUAUGGAUGGACAAAGCCAACCCGAUCAAGAAGGAGAGCCGACUCCUGAAGAGAUUGAUGCUACUCGGACACGAGAGAUUACUUCAAAGGCUAUGACAGCCAUUCUUCUACUUCUACUGAAGUGGCUUAGACUCUCACAUGUGCUCAAAUUUGAAUAUUUGACUCAGCUUUUACUAGACUCCAACUAUCUUCCCUUGGUUCUCAAGCUCUUCGCACAUCAAGAUAUUCAACAAGUAGUUGACAGCAAGAUGGACCAUGUUGAAAACAGCUUCUUCCAAUUCUGCAACAUUCGGUCAAAGUUUAAGGACAAGACUGAGAGCGAUCUCGAGAAUGAGGGGGAAGAUGUAGACGAAGAAAACGCUCAUGGUGAAGAGGAAAACAAGGUGGGGAAUCCAGAAGGAGAAGACAGCGAAGAUGACGCAGCACCACCGCCUAUUAAGAGACAGCGAGAGCUGGAGGAACCAGCAGUGGACCAGAUGGAGGAUAUAGCAGUCAACGGGGAGGACCCCGUCCCAAUGAGGCCAGAAGUCGACGAGAUGGGUUUGCCUCUUAGCUCUCUUCCGCUGGAGCCCAUUACCGACUUCUCCAGGAGGAAUUUCUUCUCUCUGAUCAACUACCUCAGGGUGAUGCAAAAGAUCUGCAAGAACAAGGCGCACCGCAACCUCUUGCUUGUGCAGUACAAAUCAUCCACCAUCCUUAAGAAGUCCCUCCGGGUUCCCCAGCCUGAGCUUCGACUAUACACGCUCAAGCUCUUCAAGGGCCAGGUACCGUACUGUGGCCGUAAGUGGAGGCAGUCCAACAUGCGCGUCAUCACAGCAGUGUAUCUCCACUGCCGGCCCGAGCUCCGCGACGAGUGGCUUGCAGGUAGCGACAUCGACGCCGAGGUGGACUCGGCGCUACCCCUGGAGCAGGCCCUCCGGAGCUUGACGCACUGGCUGAAUGUGCGGAGAUAUCCCGAGAAGAUUGCGGCGGACAUUCGCAUUGCGAUGAGGGAGGAGCAGGACUUUUUCUCAAGAGAGCUGGAGAAGGUGGACCUGAACUGGACGGAUUUGAUGCUCAAUGCUGAUGAUACUAUGAGUGAGAUGGAUCAUGCGGAGUCGACUUGGGGUUGA
Trichoderma asperellum CBS 433.97 is the source of this 2889-nucleotide messenger RNA. Lineage: Eukaryota; Fungi; Ascomycota; Sordariomycetes; Hypocreales; Hypocreaceae. The record is from RefSeq and is a predicted model, not a curated record.